Monodelphis domestica (gray short-tailed opossum) is the source of this 6251-nucleotide messenger RNA. Its product is annotated as hexokinase HKDC1. The record is from RefSeq and is a predicted model, not a curated record. NCBI's taxonomy places the organism in Eukaryota, Metazoa, Chordata, Mammalia, Didelphimorphia, Didelphidae. Gene Ontology annotation, cellular component: cytosol; mitochondrion. Gene Ontology annotation, biological process: glycolytic process; intracellular glucose homeostasis; glucose metabolic process. Gene Ontology annotation, molecular function: D-glucose binding; fructokinase activity; glucokinase activity.
UCUUCUUCUUCUUCUUCUUCUUCUUCUUCUUCUUCUUCUUCUUCUUCUUCUUCUUCUUCUUCUUCUUCUUCUUCUUCUUCUUCUUCUUCUUCUUCUUCUUCCUCCUCUUCCUCUUCUUCUUCCUCUUCCUUUUCCUCCUCCUCCAAUGUGGGAAUAUAUUUUUAUAUGUUUGUAAAAGUCUUUUUUUUCCCCUCAGAGAUGGAGGUACUGCAUUUAAAAUGAUUCAGUUUAAUUUCAAAAACAAAACAAAGGGAUGGGAGCAGAUAGUCUCCAAGGUCCUUUCCCACCCUAAAUCUUCUCAGUGGCACCAGCCUAGUAGCAAUGAGUAGCCCGGGGUAGGGUGAGUUUGUUCGGAAGAUAGUUCAAGUUCAGCCUUGGACAAUUCUUGACUGUGAAAUCUGGGGAAGUCAGAACCUCUGCCUCGGGGUCCUGAACUGUAAAAUGGGAAAAAUAAUAGUUUUUACUUCCCAGGAUGGUUGUGAGGUUCAAAUGAGAUAGGGGAAAUGGCCAGGGCCGUCAUCAUUAGUGGUGAGAUUUGAACCCAUGUUCUCUGACCGCAGAAGAAACGGGCUUUGCUAGCUACCACAGGGCUGCCCUUCUCUUGGGGAAGACACCAGCUAUGGUAUUUAUCCAAAGUAAUUCCAAAGAGAAUGAGGUGCCCGUGAUUAGGGAAGGCUUCCUGUAGGAGGUGGCCUUUGAUCUCCGCUUGGAAAGGGGUACAAGAGAGGGACUGAGUGCCUUCUGGACAUGCAGAGUGUUGAAGGAACAGCAAGAGGCCUUUCAGAGCCGUGUAGGAAGCCUGUAUUCUGCUAAACUUUGUAUUGUGGUUUUAAUAAAAGGACCUGUUGGACAGUCUGGUAAAAUCGGAUCCGAAUUUUAAGUGCAUAAAAUAAAUAUAGUGUGUGUAAAGAAAGCCAAUUCUAUCAAAAGGGCUACUAAGGACUUUUUCAAAACAAGACCACAGACCCGGGCCUGGCCCGCCUGCCCUAGAGAAUGGCUUGGUUUGUGUCUGUGGCCCCAGUUGGGCAGCCAGCAGGUCCCCGGAACUGCCUGGAUUCCGCAGUCGGAGGUCUUGAGAUCGAAUCCCACCCCUGAGCCUGGUGGCUGAGCCAUUUGGAACUCCUCCCCCAAAGGGAGUUCGUCAGCGUUUUCCCCCCAGGAAGCGCCCCUCCUCUCCCUCGGACCAGAGGCUGAGCUCGGUAGAGCCGCGGGGCAGCAGGGAGGGAGAGGUCUGGGUGCCCCCAAACCUGGAGAGAAGGGAGCGCCUCCCCCCCCCCGACCCCCGGCAGUGCAGUGCUGGAGAGCGCGGGGAGAGCAGCGGCAGGCCAGGCGGACCAGGAGGACCGGCAUUCCUACCUGGGCAAGUCCCUUAGGCUGCCCUCGCCGGCCUGGAGCCCGUCCAGAGCCUCGUUUCAAAGUCAGAAGGGAAGGGCUGAAAGAGGGACCCUGGCAAGCCCCUGCCCGGUCCAGAGAGACUGAGGGAGCCCGUCAGCCCGGACGGCCUUGGAAGAAGCGGCAUCUGAUGCGCGGGAGCCCCAGGGACGGGAACAGGCGCCGGGUCAGGGUCUCCAGACCCCUCGAGGGAGGCUCCGCUUCUGGCUAAAGGCGAGUCUCUUCGGAGAGGGAGCCGGACGGGAAGGAAGGCCCGAGAGAUGGCCCGAGGCUCAGCACUAAGACUUCUGGGACACCCGGGGUCCUCCACCCGAGCUUUGCCUCACGAAGAAGCCUUGUUAGCCCCGGGUCAGAGGAGGAAGAUGAGGCUCACCGAGCCGGGAAAUGUCUGAGGCAAGACGUGAGCCCGAGUCUGCGGUGUCUGCUGGGCCCGAUGAAGACCCUGCAGGGAUUUUUAACAAAAUAAGAUUUCGUUUACGUUGGCCAACCAUUGGCUGUGGGAAGAAAGGUCUGAGGAGAUGUUUCGUUGUCAGCCUCUGUCUGUGUCUCCCUCCCUCCCUCUCUCUGUCGCUCCCCCUCUCUUUGCCUCUCCCACCCACAUUCAAUAAAUCGCCAGUUCUUUUGUUUUUUUUUUCAUUUCCUGCCUCCACACCUUUGCCCGUCCCUCAUCAGUUUGGAGGACGGACAGUUUGUCCUUCCUGCUGCGUUUCCUGGAGCCGCCCGAGGCGACAGGUUCGGGGGUGAGGACGGAGUCAAGGCUCUCGGUGGCUGCUUGUGGGUCAGCCAGUCCUCCGAGGAGUCCAUUCCCAGGGCUCCCGACGGCCAGAUGUGGCUGGGAGAAGGGCCAAGCGGGCCGGCCUUUAGGGAGUUUGAGGCCUCGGCUUAAACCCUGGGUCCCCCCUCUCCGGGCCUCCGGCUCCCUCCUGAAGACCCGGCGCCGCGUCCUCGGCUGGCCUCUAGCUCCGCCCGAAAGCCUUUUUCCUGGCAUCGUUCCCGCAGGGGUUUAUCGGGGCUUUUCCCAACGUGCCUCGGAGGAGAGCUCCGGGGAGUCCAGCCCCCCUCCCCCCUCUGGCUCGGAGGGCUGUGGCUCCCUCUCCCCUAGCCGGGUGCUCCCUCCUCUAACUCCCACCAAGGGUUUGGCCAAGGGAGAAACGAGUCUGCAUAGCAAUUAGAUUUAGUGGCCAAAAACCCUCUUAAGAAUGGUCCAUCGGCAGAAGGAGCCCCAGCCCUGAGCGCUCACACACUCACACUCACGCUCACACACUCACGCUCACGCUCACACUCACGCACACUCACACUUCCCCCCUCUCCCAGGACCUGCCGCGCCUUCCUUCAGACAAUAGAAAGAGUGACGAGGGAAGGAGAGAGGGCGGGCGGGAGAUCAAGGCAAAGUUUAAUCAUUGAGCCCUUCGGGCAGGCAGCCGCAGGUCGCCGCUCCAUCGCCGCUCGAGCUGCGCUCCCUCCUCGGGCUGCCACCAUGUUCGCCGUCCACUUGCUGGCUUUCUAUUUCACAAAGCUGAAAGAAGAUCAGAUUAAGAAGGUGGACAGGUUUCUGUAUCAUCUGCGGCUCUCCGAUGACACCCUCCUGGACAUCAUGACCCGCUUCCGCGCCGAGAUGGAGAAGGGCCUCGGGAAGGACACCAACCCCACUGCCUGUGUGAAGAUGCUGCCUACUUUUGUCAGGGCCAUCCCAGAUGGCUCAGAGAAGGGAGAGUUCCUCGCUCUGGACCUCGGCGGCUCCAAGUUCCGUGUGCUGACGGUUAGAGUUUCCGAAGAGGGCAAGCCGAAUGUUCACAUGGAGAGUCAGAUCUACCCGACCCCCAAGGAGAUCAUCCACGGGAGCGGUUCUGAGCUCUUUGACUACGUGGCCGACUGUGCGGCUGAUUUCGUGAAGACCCGAGACCUGGCCCACAAGAAGCUGCCUCUGGGCCUGACGUUCUCCUUUCCGUGUCAGCAGAGCAAGUUGGAGGAGGGGAUCCUGCUUUCGUGGACGAAGAAGUUUAAGGUUCGGGGCGUGCAGGAUACGGACGUGGUGAGCAGCCUGACCAGAGCUCUGAGGAGGCACCAGGACGUGGACGUGGAUGUGCUGGCUCUGGUCAAUGACACGGUGGCCACCAUGAUGACGUGCGCCUACGACGACCCGCGCUGCGAAGUGGGAGUCAUCAUCGGCACCGGCACCAACGCCUGCUACAUGGAGGACAUGAGCAACAUCGACCUGGUGGAGGGGGACGAGGGCCGCAUGGCCAUCAACACCGAGUGGGGGGCCUUCGGGGAAGACGGCGCCUUGGAGGACAUCCGCACCGAGUUUGACAGGGAGCUUGAUUUGGGGUCCAUCAAUCCAGGGAAACAGCUGUUCGAGAAGAUGAUCAGCGGCCUGUACAUCGGGGAGCUGGUCAGGCUCAUCCUUCUGAAGAUGACCAAGGCUGGCCUCCUGUUCCAGGGCGAGAAAUCCUCGGCCCUCCACACCAAGGGCAAGAUCGAGACGAGACACGUGGCCUUGAUGGAGAAGUACAAGGAGGGGCUCCAGAACACCAGGGAGAUCCUCAGGGAGCUGGGCCUGGAGCCUUCGGAAGAAGACUGCGUGGCGGUCCAGCACGUCUGCACCAUCGUCUCCUUCCGAUCGGCCAAUCUCUGCGCCGCAGCCCUGGCCGCCAUCUUGAACCGCCUGCGGGAGAACAGGAGGCUGACCCGGCUCAGGACCACCGUGGGAAUGGACGGCACGCUCUACAAAACCCACCCUCAGUACCCAAAGCGUUUACACAAAGUGGUCAGGAAGCUGGUCCCCAACUGUGAUGUCCGGUUCCUCCUCUCUGAGAGCGGCAGUGCCAAGGGGGCAGCCAUGGUGACCGCUGUGGCUGCUCGGGUACAGGCCCAGAGGAAGGUGAUUGACGAAGUGCUGGCCCUGUUCCAGCUGACCCGAGAGCACCUGGUAAGCGUGAAGAACAAGAUGAGGUCUGAGAUGGAGUACGGGCUGAAGAAGGAGACCCAGCCGUUGGCCACGGUGAAGAUGCUGCCCACCUACGUCUGUGCCAUGCCAGAUGGGACAGAGAAGGGCAAGUACCUCGCCUUGGAUCUGGGAGGCACCAAUUUCCGGGUCCUCCUGGUGAAGAUCAGAAGCGGACGGAGAUCAGUGAGAAUGUACAAUAAGAUCUUCGCCAUCCCGCUGGAGAUCAUGCAGGGCACGGGGGAAGAGCUGUUCGACCACAUCGUGCAGUGCAUCGCCGACUUCCUGGAUUACAUGGGCAUCAAGGGAGCCAGCAAGCUUCCCCUGGGCUUCACGUUCUCGUUUCCCUGCAAGCAGAACUGCCUUGAUAAGGGGAUCCUUGUGGAAUGGACCAAGGGGUUCAAAGCCACAGACUGUGAGGGGGAAGAUGUCGUGGACAUGCUCAGGGAAGCCAUUAAGAGGAGAAAUGAAUUUGAACUGGAUGUUGUGGCGGUGCUCAAUGACACUGUGGGAACCAUGAUGACGUGUGCUUAUGAAGACCCGGCCUGUGAGAUCGGCCUCAUUGCAGGAACGGGCAGCAACGUGUGCUACAUGGAGGAGAUGCGGAACAUCGAGCUGGUGGAAGGCGACGAGGGGAUCAUGUGCAUCAACACCGAGUGGGGAGGAUUCGGGGACAACGGCUGCCUGGACGAGAUCAGGACCCAGUACGACGUCGAAGUGGACGAGGGCUCCUUGAACCCCGGCAAACAGAGGUAUGAGAAGAUGACCAGCGGCAUGUACCUUGGGGAGAUCGUGAGGCAGAUUCUGAUCGACCUGACCAAGCACGGCCUCUUGUUCCGAGGGCAGAUUUCGGAGCGGCUGCGGACCAGAGGCAUAUUUGAGACCAAGUUCCUGUCUCAGAUCGAAAGUGACCGCCUGGCCCUCCUCCAGGUCCGGAGGAUCCUGCAGCAGCUGGGCCUGGACAGCACCUGCGAAGACAGCAUCGUGGUGAAGGAGGUGUGCGGGGCCGUGUCCCGGCGGGCGGCCCAGCUCUGCGGCGCCGGCCUGGCCGCCAUCGUGGAGAAGCGAAGGGAGGACCGCGGCCUGGAGCGCCUCGCCAUCACGGUCGGCGUGGAUGGGACCCUCUACAAGCUGCACCCUCACUUUUCUCGGAUCUUGCGGGAGACGGUGCACGCGCUGGCUCCACGGUGCGACGUCACAUUCAUGUUGUCCGAAGACGGCAGCGGAAAGGGGGCCGCCCUGAUCACGGCCGUGGCCAAGAGGUUGCACCUGAAGAAGGACCACUGAGGGCCGGGGGAGGACAGCCGCUCGGCCCGGGGCCUGGGCUGCUGGCUUUGGUCUUGGCACAGAGAGAUCUAUGGGCUGGCACACAUCAGAGACUGUCGGCACUCUGUGGGACACCUGGGGGGGAGCAGAUCCUUCCUGGGGCCCCAGACCCGGCCGGUCCUUCCACAAUGAGCACUAACUGAAGAAUGGCAUGAUUGGCCGGGGUGUUUCCUUCAGAGGAGCUUGUCCCAUUCCAGGAAGGGCAAGGGCUCAUCCAAGCUGCAUUGGGGCGUUUCAUCCCCCCAGAACAAGCCUUUGCCCCAGGCCGGCUCCCAGUCCCAAGGCAGCUUCCUUCCCUGCAGAGAUGUGAGCUUAAUACUUGGGUGACUUGAAAUUGGUGCCCCACUUCCCCAUGGGGACGUGGCAGGCUCCUCCCUUGCCCCGGGGUCCCGGGUUCCAACAGUAAACCGUAUCCCCUCCUCAUUAAGAGAAACACAUAUUUUAGAAAUCUUUUAUUUUUCGUUGCUGUGACCAUGACAAAACCCAGCCAAUGGGAACAUUUCUGCAUAGGAAGAACAGACGGGAUUAUCCCGUUGUGCGCGGCUCAGUUUUAAAAAGCAAAUAAUAAAUGUAACAUGUUGGUUUCAAA